AUGCGGCUGCAGGUCGCAAUUCUAAGGAACCCUGACGCUGAGCAGCGGGCAAAAGAAAAGGCCGAAGCGCCGACAGUCAAGACAGAGGAGCAGAUCAAGCGUGAGGAAGAGCUCCGUGCCAAGUAUGGCACAACACCAUGGGACUCGCACCCGACCAAGGAAGCGCCCAAGAGCGUGUGGAGGCGCAAAUUCCGGCCACUGCCCGAAGCCAAGGCCGUCGACCUCUUCGCCGAUGUUGUCGGUGAUGCCUUCAUCUUGGCCGUUGCCGGAGGGCUGAUUACGUUCGAAUACUGGCGUUCGUCGCAAAAGCCAGAUAAGAAUAAAGAGAUGAUCGAGGAGCUUCAGAAGCGCGUCGAGGAGUUGCAGCAAAGGGAGCAGGAACUGCUUGAGGCUGAGCGCAGGCAACGAGAGCGUGUCGAGUUAAUUGAGCAGGCCCUAAGGGCUUUCAAAGAUCCCAAGACAAAGCAACCUCUUUUGCCUGCCCCAGCCACGGCAGCCGCUUGA
Messenger RNA from Thermochaetoides thermophila DSM 1495, 504 nucleotides. RefSeq lists its product as uncharacterized. Bases 1 to 504 code for a protein of 167 amino acids. Gene Ontology annotation, cellular component: mitochondrion. Gene Ontology annotation, biological process: regulation of lipid metabolic process. NCBI's taxonomy places the organism in Eukaryota, Fungi, Ascomycota, Sordariomycetes, Sordariales, Chaetomiaceae. The record is from RefSeq and is a predicted model, not a curated record. The transcript has a single exon.